UCUCUCUUUGGAUGGUGAGCUGGUCAUUGCCUCAAUCUGUUGUCAUCCGUUGAAAAAAAAAUUUAUUAGUGUUCAGAAUAAGUAACAAUUGGAGAAACAUGAGUUCGCUAGAUUGGAAAGAAGUUAAGAGACUGGCAGCUGAUUUUCAACGAGCACAGCUUUGUUCAACAUUGCAGAGAUUAUCGGAACGGAACUGUGUUGAAUUGAUAACAAAAUUGAUUCAAUUGAAUUUAUUAGAUGUGAUUUUUACCGCCGAUGGAAAGGAAUAUAUUACACCACAAUAUUUAGAAACACAAAUUCGUGAUGAAUUGUAUUUGCAUGGAGGAAGGAUAACCCACGUAGAAUUGACCAAAAAAUUGAAUGUUGCAUUAUUUUAUAUCACGAAAACUGCUAUUGAAAUGGAAAAACACGACAAGAAUGUCAAAGUCAUUUUGGGUCGUCAAAUUAUAGACAAAAAUUAUAUGAUUCAGAUCGUAGCGGAGAUUAGUGAUAAAUUAAAUCAAAAUGGCACCAUAAAUAUUGCAGAAUUGACGCUACAUUAUGAUCUACCAGAGGAUUUUCUACAAACUUUGGUGGAGAGAGCACUAGGAAAGACAAUUCAUGGUACACAGGAUAAACUGGACCCUAGAAUUUUUUAUACUGAAGGAUUUGUUGCUACAAAUAACGCUAAAAUGAGGGGAGCUUUUUUUGCCGUGACAAAGCCCACACCAUUAAGUACUAUUUUUGGACAAUGCCACGUACCUGAACAAAUAUUUUUCGCCAUUCUUGAUACUCUACACGGAGCUAUCCAAAUACCAGGCGUAAUUUCCAGUAAGCAAGGUAGUAAUGGAAUUUACGUGCCGGCUAUUUACUCGAAGAGCCAAUCGGAGUGGGUGGAUAAUUUCUACAAACAGAACGGCUAUCUUGAAUAUGAUGCUCUCACACGUCUCGGAAUUCAGGAUGCCAAAAACUUCGUGAAACGCCACUUCGCUCGGGAGAAUCUGACUCUUCUAGAUAGUGUCACGGUUGGUCCUCCAAUAAUCGACCAGGUGGAUGCCAAUAUCGAAGAAACUAUGGCCUCCAAUUCGUUUAUUGAUAUCUACCCUUUAUUGCCCUCCGUUUUUAGCCCGAAGGAUAUAGAAAAAAUUUUAAAAGAUUCGCAAAAACGUUGUAAAGCAGAUUUUCAAAUAUUUGCAACAACUGUUAUAGUUUCAAAUGCAUUCUUAGAUCUCCUUACCAAAUCUCUGGAACAUAAAGCAGAAGCGAAAGCGAUAGAGGCUGUCGAGUCCGGUGAAUGGUUCAAAUACAUUAGUGUGAAGAAAAUAAAGUCCUCAAAGUAUUUAGAUUUCACGAAAAAUGAGAAGAAAGAUGACAGAAGGAAGAAAGCAUCGAUUGGAAAGGCGGGCGGUGGUAGCCAAGGACGAGAAACCAAGACGAAGUCCACAAAAAAGAAAUAUAAUCCUGUGAAAAUUCAGUACGACGAUUCAGACAAUGAAGGAAUGAAAAUCAAUGAAAGGUCUGAAUUAACUCUUCUAACUGCAGAGGAUAUUAGGAAAGAAUUGGAUAAAGGGGGAAAUUUCUCUGACAUCCAUAAUUUUGUGGAUGAAUUGACGGCAUAUCUACAACCAAAAUUAAAUAAACAAGCUGUAAAUAUAGCUGAGCGGUUGGCCCAAACCACCAAAUCCAAUAAUAUAAGCGAAGUUGAGGAAAAAUUGAACAUGUUAAUAUCAAAUAUAAGAAUAUUUGAAAAGGGAAUUAAAUGUAUUCCGAAUAAGGAAGUACAGAAUGCACUAUCCAAGUAUUUAAUGAGAACUUUGGGAGUGGAUUUUGUUAUUGACAUGAUCAAAUUCGCUGCGCAGCAGAACGUUAUUCAGUGUCCGGCUAAUUUAACGGCAGAGAUAAGACAGAAGAUCCUCCUGGAAUUACCGAAUGACAUAAGAGAGCAUCUGACUAAUCUUCAUAAGGCCGCUGCAAAAGGAUCUGUUGAGGAAUUCUUAAAUGAUGUUGAACCGACGAUGGUGGCUUGCUGUUUGGUGUCGAGAAAGCUUGAGAAAAAACGAGAAAAGGCUCUGAUGUUAGGACAUAAGCAAGCAUUACUGGAGCAAUUGAGCUCGACUAAUGAUCCUGCUCUUGCUUUACAUUUAGUUACGAGUAUUUUAUUCACAGCCACAACGCAAUCUGCUCUCCACAUGUCCGGAAGGCACGUUUCUCCAAUUCUUGAUUUCCUACAGGCUCAUUUAGAAGAUGAGGUUAUGGAAAAAUUAGUAAAAUAUCAUGAUCUAGUUCUUACACUCUUAAGUUCGGACGACGAGGAAAUAAAGGCUGAGCAUCAAGAAAUCCUCAGACAAGAGCUACACGUUUUAAAGGAAUUGAGUAAUCAUUCUAAAAAGCACGUCACCAUGGACAAGUGAAAUCAUACUAAUUACACAUGUGCAACCCAAAUAAAGAUUAUUUUUAUGUGUAA
Molecule: messenger RNA, 2443 nt
Organism: Fopius arisanus
Lineage: Eukaryota; Metazoa; Arthropoda; Insecta; Hymenoptera; Braconidae
Gene: Ufl1
Product: UFM1 specific ligase 1
Exons: 5
Coding region: 99-2390 (763 amino acids)
Biological process (GO): regulation of proteasomal ubiquitin-dependent protein catabolic process; response to endoplasmic reticulum stress; protein K69-linked ufmylation
Cellular component (GO): endoplasmic reticulum membrane
Molecular function (GO): UFM1 ligase activity
Source: RefSeq, a predicted model, not a curated record